Messenger RNA from Oldenlandia corymbosa var. corymbosa, 1602 nucleotides. The record is from the annotation of a GenBank genome assembly. Lineage: Eukaryota; Viridiplantae; Streptophyta; Magnoliopsida; Gentianales; Rubiaceae.
UUCUAUCAACCAUGGAAUAUCUUGAAUGAGAAGAUUUGAAGGGAGAAUCUGAGGAAAAAUAGACCACCUCUCCCUGAUCAAGAAUCUUCCACUUUUUCUGCUACUACAUUAAUCAAAUAAAUAUUCAUAGUCAUUACUGCAUAACAUCGCACUUUUUGGCCUUUUAAUCAAGUGUGAUCCUUAGACCAAGCGUGAUUUUUUAUGUUUCCUCCUUGUAAUUAGCGGAGAUAACAAAAGGUAUGGGAUGGAACACGUGUGUCAACAAAGUGUUUUAAACCGAAAAUGAAGUCUUAACCGACAACUUAAACAAGAAAAGAUCAAACAGAUACUGCUUCCUGCAUCAUCACAGCAAAAGUGACAGGGAGGUGAUGAUAUAUCACGUUCAAAUAUGCCAAUUGAACCAACUUGUUCGGUGUAUAUCGAACAAUAUCAUUAGUAUCUGCUGUUGAAAGUAACUUUUACUGAUGAUCAAGUUUUCGGCAUCUUGGUAAAGACCACCAUCUUUUGAAUGGUUAGACUUUUUUUGAGCAAGAGAGAGAUCAGGAGAAAGAAUACUCCACUAUGAUCAGUAGUAGUAGUAUCAGUAUCAGCUGUGUUUAUGUAUAAAUAGAGUGGCAAUCACAACUCCAAAAUCCAAGCAAAAACAAACAAACCAACUAUCCAUCUCCUGAAAGGAAAAAACACACAUUCAAAACAUUGAAAUCAUUAGUACUUCCUAGUUCAAACCCUUUGCAAUCAUCCUCCUCCAAUUUGAUAUUAGGCCUCCCAUUUCAGGUCAAAUAUCAACUUGGGUUGGAGAACAAUUUUCCAAAUUCAAAUCAGCUGGUGAAAAAUGGACAAGAUACAGAGGCUGACAUCAGAGCAUGGACUAGCUAUAUUCAGCAAAAGCACAUGUUGCUUGUGCUAUGCAGUGAACAUCCUGUUUCACGAGCUCGGGGCGGCUACCUAUGUGCAUGAGAUUGAUCAUGAUCCAGAAGGGAAAGAAAUAGAAAAAGCCCUGAUGCGAAUGGGAUGCAACCCUCCAAUUCCUGCAGUUUUCAUCAAUGGAAAGCUGGUUGGAUCCACCAAUGAAGUCAUGUCUCUUCACCUCAGUGGCUCACUCCUUCCUCUUCUCAAGCCAUAUCAGACUAUGCACUAAGAUUUAAUAUGAAUCAAAUUAAUUAAAUAAUCAUCUGUAUUUAAUUAAUUUGCUCAAGGAAAUCAAAUAGCUAGAAGAAGAAUAAAAGUUUGGUAGCUCUGAGUCUGGUUGUCUGUGUAGUGAGUGAGCUAUUACUAUUGUGUCCAUUUAGUCAAGUGUAUUACAAUCUUUUAGUGAUUUUGAUUCCAUUAGCACGUAAGCAUGUAGCUUAGGCAUGCAGGUUAUUGUUACUACUAUUAGUUACUCAAGAAAAAGUCGUGCUUGUUUAUCUAGUCAAUUAAGCGCUAAUCAACAAGAUUAUGUAUUCUAUUUGCUUUCCUUAUAAAAUGAAGUUAGUGUAUAUUAUUCAACUCUCUUGAUCCGCUAUGGAUCGCAUGUGUCACUUUUCGUAUAACAUUCUUGAUAGUUUAACACGUAUUUUUUGUUUUACAGUGAUCGAGAAAUCCUUAUAAAUUUAUGACGCU